Messenger RNA from Pelobates cultripes (western spadefoot toad), 5708 nucleotides. NCBI's taxonomy places the organism in Eukaryota, Metazoa, Chordata, Amphibia, Anura, Pelobatidae. The record is from the annotation of a GenBank genome assembly.
CACGUUACUGCGCAUGGGCAAGAGAGCAGCACGAGCGAGAUCAGCGGCGGGACAGAGCGGCCCUGACCUACACUACGCUCCUGCGCUCGUAACGUUCUAUGGUAGCCUGUUUCCGCUUCCGGCCGUGCUGCUAGCUAGUAGGGACCUGUAGGGUUGACCAUGGCUGCUGGGGGGUCGGAGAGUCGGACUGGGGAUAUUGAAGAGGAUGCUUCGCAGCUUCUUUUCCCGAAAGGUAAUGCGCGUUAGUGGAUCUGGAUAUGACCAGGAGUGAGAGAGCCUGGUCUCCAUUGGCUCUGCCUAGGUCCCUCUUAGAAUGGAUGGACGUGCUGUGCAGAGGAUACAGGCUGAUGCUGGUACUGGGGCAAUGAGGGAGCUUGUGCUCUGAAUGGGGACUGUCUAGGUAGGUGUCUGGGGGCAGAGCUAAGGAGGAGGAUUUAAAAGGUCGCUAUAGGCAAUAAUACACAUGGGGUGCACUCAGAUUGCAGCUAAGAGUACACAGCAGUGAGGGGGAUGGUCAUUUUAUUUUUCUGUGUUCUCUAUCUCAUUAUUGGAAGUGUAUAAUGUUAGAGGAAUAUGUGAAAGCAAAUGCAGUGUAUGGGAUAUAGGGGUCAGAGGAUAAUGCUUAUACAAGACAUACACUAAAUCCAUAAUGUUUGGAUUAGAUAAAUCCAAAAUUAGAUCAGAGAUAUUAUAGACCAGGGGUCCUCAAACUCCGGCCCUCCAGAUGUUGCUGAACUACAACUCCUAUGAUUCUUUGAAUUCCAUAGAUAGCCAGAGAAUCAUGGGAGUUGUAGUUCAGCAACAUCUGGGGGGCUGGAGUUUGAGGUUAUAGAUAAAUAUAGGAGAGAGGCAGAGUGAAGGUUAAUUUGACUUCUCAGUAAUGUAAAACACCAGUAAUGUAAAACAAAUAUUCACACAGGAAUUGCUCUAAUUUUGACCUAAGUGCUGCAUAUUGACUCUACAAAUGAGCAGAUUCAAAGCUAAAACGUUCUAAUCUCAAGCAGUUUGAAAACAAAGCGAUAUUGCAUGAAUUAUGUAGUUUUGUUCUUUAAAUGGAAUUGUAUUGAAAUGUUUGUUUUUCAAUUUUUAUUUUGCUUUUAGAGUUUGAGAGUGCAGAAACACUGCUAAACUCUGAGGUCCACAUGCUGCUGGAACACCGAAAGCAGCAGAAUGAAAGCGCAGAAGAGGAACAGGAAUUGUCAGAAGUCUUCAUGAAAACCCUUAACUACACAGCAAGGUUCAGCCGUUUCAAGAACAGAGAGACAAUUGCCAGUGUCAGAAGGUAUAUUCCUGUUACAUUACUGCUUGGAAGAUUUGUGAAUGAAAACACAAACGACAUGUAGUUCUUCAAGUUUGGUGGCCUAAAACCGUCAAAUAAUAUGUAGAAGUCAGCCAGUUAAAGGACCACUAUGGUGCCAGGAAAACAUACUCGUUUUCCUGGCACUAUAGUGCCCUGAGGGUGCCCCCACCCUCAGGGACCCCCUCCUGCCCGACUCUGGAAGGGGGAAAGGGGUAAGGGGUAAAAACGUACCUUUUUCCAGCGCUGGGCGGGGAGCUCUCCUCCUUCUCUCCUCCCCGUCCCCUGAAUGCGCACGCGCGGCAAGAGCUGAACGCGCAUUCAGCCGGUCGCAUAGGAAAGCAUUAUCAAUGCUUUCCUAUGGACGCUGGUGUGCUCUCACUGUGAAAAUCACAGUGAGAAGCACGCAGGCGCCUCUAGCGGCUGUCAAUGAGACAGCCGCUAGAGGGAAUGGGGGAAGGCUUAACCCAUUCAUAAACAUAGCAGUUUCUCUGAAACUGCUAUGUUUAUGAAAGAAUGGGUUAAGCCUAGCUGGACCAGGCACCCAGACCACUUCAUUAAGCUGAAGUGGUCUGGGUGCCUAGAGUGGUCCUUUAAUAGACAGAAUCUAAGAGUAUCUUAAAGGGGCACUCCAUGUGGUAGGGUAACCCUAUUUACAUAGUACGCUCAUCCAUCCAUGUUAAAGCUCCUCUUGCCCUUUUGGGUCUUUACAAAAUAUGCACAGACUAUCCUACCCUCCAAAAGGUGACAUGCGUGCUUGAUGUAAGAUGGCAGACGGAGAAGAUAUACUUACCUUCAGCUUGAGAACUGAGCGGGGACCGACCGAAGGGCAGGCUAUUUCAGCUGCUGCCCGUUCUCAGUAUUCUCUUGCGACCCAUUUUUGACUCUCCACAAUUUUAAAGGGAUAAUCCAGACGUGGACCCCUUGCUCAUGGUGCCUAGGGAGAUACCAGCUAUGCCUCACUGAUGAUGCCUAACAAGGCUGAAACGAUCGUCUGGGGUUGCUGUAUCUCUCGUGCAGAGAGAACUUGCUGGCAUUUCGGAUCUGGACUGCCCGUAUGGGUGGGACCAGUCUGAUAUGCUUCAGAUAUGUUCUCUGUAAUGGCACAAGAUGAGCAAAAAUCAGCUUGAGAACUGAGCGGGGACCGACCGAAGGGCAGGCUAUUUCAGCUGCUGCCCGUUCUCAGUAUUCUCUUGCGACCCAUUUUUGACUUACCUUAAGGUUUCCACAGCGUCUUCUGUCCUUUGUUUGUCUUAAGCUCAUGGGCCUUCAUUUGCCAAAAGCCAAUGAAGUACUUUUGCUGUACUCUUGUUGUGCUCUCAAGUGCGAGAAAAGUGAGAUCUAUGGCAGAUCUUACAGGGAAUGGGCGGGCAGCCAGCUUUGCGGAAUGGGAGCAAGAGGUGAGGAAAGCUAAGCUGUCUUUACCUGUUGUCCUGCCAGCUUGCCAUUCCCCUCUGUAGCCUAAGCCACGGAAGGAAGUAAUUUAUAAUUCACUUCCUCCCGGUACACCGGCACCCAGCGAUCAACACGGCAUAGAAAGACAGGACGAAGGAAUGGGCUCAUAAAUCCAAGGCAUCCGGACAAACUUUUCAGUCUCCAUGGCGACCUGGCACCUGAGAUUUGUUUGUUUUAUCACAUGGCUGGAGAAAGAUCUGUUGUGCUAAGGAGUCUGUUGGUGCAACUUAAAAUCUGAUGUGCCAUCUAUUUAAAUAAAUAAUAAUAAAAAAAAAUAUAUACAUUUUGAUUGUAGUUUUUGAGAAAUACAAAAAUGCUUUGAAAUAUAGCAAUAGAGAAGAUUACCACUCAGCAUGUGGCAUCGAGUAUUACUAAUGCCUUAUGAAAAGGAUAUAAAUAAAAAAAUUUAAAAAAGGAUAUAAGCAAUACAAUCAGAAGUAUAGGUAGGUACAAUGGUUCAUAUUAAAGCACUGCAAAACAAGUUAGUGGUAUAUAAAUACUACUACUAUCUAAUUUCUGUAUAAAUCAGAAAUAGGGAGAAAAAACACUUUUUAAAAGGAGUAUCUCACUGAAAUUUUAACAAGGUAGAGCAGAACUUUUCAAGCCCUGCACAUUAACCAGUUAUCUGCUGCAAACCUGGCAGGUACACAACAUAUUUACCAUGGGUGAAUGUCUACUUGCCAGGGCUACAUUUCAAUUCACCAGUGGCUAGGGAAAAUUUUGAGCCCUGCUGUGGGCUAAGUUUGCUCAGUAAAGGGAAUAAUGUGUCAAUGGUCUAUGUAGCUUUUAUUUGUUCCAUUUAGAGCAGGGGUUCCCAACCCAGUCUUCAAGUACCCCCUACCAGGCUAGAAUUUAGAGAUUACUCUGUUGUGUCUAUAGUGUGUUUUCUUUUUUUUUUUUCUUCUAAAAAUACCUUAGACAAAACUUGGUAUUCCCUACAUCCUGGCCAGGUAGGGGGUACUUAAGGACUGGGUUGGGAACCACUGGUUUAGAGGGAAAGAUUUGGCCGCAACUAGUAAACAAUUAGUUGAUUUUUUUUUUUUUUUUUUAUAAAUAUAUGUUUUUUUUUUUUGUUUUUUUUUACAGGAUAGAAAAAAAUAUAUAAAACAGUCUGGUCAGAAGGGAAUAGUAAUAUUGAACAUUUUUUUUUAAUUCUGGAAUGUACUUGUGACCGAAAUGUUCCAAGUUUGGGAUAAUGUCACAAUUUAUUUAAUAUCUCUGAGCCGAAUGACAUUGCCAGCAAAUAUAAUUAACAUGUUAGGAAACAUAUUUUAAAUGAUCUGUUACUGUCAUGAUCUUGAGCAGGUCAGAUAGGAGACUUUGGCCAGGGUUGUUAUUUGAGACUUUAUUGGUGCUUUUAGACAUAUUAUGAAACUUGAGAAAAAAACAGAAUUAAGGCAUUAUGCCACAAAACAGGAUUUGCAAAUAAUAAAGUCUGUGAUCUCCAGGUAGGGUUGAAACAAAGGCAGGAUGGUUACAGUGGAAGGCUGGUAACAGAGGUCAAAAUCAUACAUAAGAGUGGAGCAGGUUAGAAGGAAAGUCUGGAGCAGGUUGGUAUGGAGCAGGGUUGAGGGUAAGUCUGGAGCAGGUUCACAGGAGCCAGGAAUUGAAGUCUUUCAGGCAAAUCACCAACUUCAAUGUAAAGGCCCUGUUGUGAGUAGGGUGUAGCCUUAUGAAGCCUCAUUAGUCCAGGCAGGUGAGGAGAAUAAGGUGACUGAGGAGAUUAGUGGCUAGGGAGGCCACUAGAGGCAAGAAACAAGUAUUACAUGAAAUAACAGAAGAAAAUGAAACAUGUUCCUGGUUGUCAGGAUAGGAUCCUGACAGUUAUCUUAUUACUGGAGUCAACAGAAUUUGUAAUUGUUGCUUGUUUUAUUGGGAGCUUAGGGAUUGGCAUAGCUCCUAUAAAAAUAGGCAAUUAAAUGUACCUUGGAAUGUCCCUUUAAGAAAAUAAUGCAUCCACACGCAAAAAUAAUUUAUCACUGGAUGAAAAGUACUUUUACCUAGGCAUAAAACAAAAUGAAGAUCAUUUUUCUUCUUUGUAACAAUUCUAUAUAAUUGAUGCCAUUGCUGUUUGUAACAAUUUGAUGUGCUGCUCCACUAAGGGAAUACAGCAAAUAUUCCUGAAUUUAAAAAAGGAAUUUUAUCUGAUCUCUUGCCUAGUCAAAAAUAAUGUGUAUCAAGUAAUUUUUAGCAUUUUUUUGUUGUUAUUUAUCUCAUGCAGUAUGAUGUAAAUAUGAAUUCAUGAACGUGGUGUAAAUGUGUUUGCCUUUGACAGUUUGCUAUUACAGAAGAAGUUGCAUAGGUUUGAACUGGCGUGUUUGGCCAAUUUGUGCCCAGAAACAGCAGAUGAAGCCAAGGCCCUUAUACCAAGGUACUGAGAAAGAUAGUGCUUGUUCUUUUCCUAAUAUUUGUGGGUGGGUGGGGAUUCCUUCUCUUCUUUCUGUUUGUUGACUACUAUGUAUAUUUCUUCAGUUGUUUACAGGUAAUAGUACAGAGGUUUGAAACCUUUAACUCGAGAUGUUUUUUAUAUAUAUAUAUUAUGAGAGAGCGCUCUUACAGCGUUGUCUAUUCCUUUUAAUAAGUAACUGUAUUCCUCCUCCAUUUGUACUGCAUUUUUCUUGGUUCCCUUCAACAAUUCCUUUUGUUAAAUUUUUUUUCUACUUCGCAGCUUGGAGGGUAGGUUUGAAGAGGAGGAACUGCAGCAAAUUCUUGAUGACAUUCAGACCAAGCGAAGCUUUCAGUACUAAGAUCUCAAUGUUGAACAAGCUUUUCCCAUAAAGACUUUUCUCGUACUUUUGUUUUGGAUCAUGAUGGACUGGAUUUUGUGCUCUGUUUACUACCAAUUAUUUACGUGGAUUGCUUCUAUGGCAAGGACCCAGUAUACAUGUAAUUAUCAUUUAUCAUUGUGUUUAUGUUCAUUUUGAAUUGUUAAUAAAUUUUUAUUAUUGCCAUUUUA